AUGGGACAAGGCAACAGCAAAGUAAGGACACUGGAUGUUGCAGUGAUUGGGAAAACUGGAAGUGGUAAAUCAACUUUCAUUAACACAUAUGCUGACCUUUCUGAACCGUAUAGCGUGAAAACGGACCUAAUUGAGGGAACGGAAGUAAUUACAUCAUACUAUAAGCAAAGAUUAGUACCUUAUCCACCAGCUGGUAACAACAGUACUCCAAUAACGUACACUGUGCGAAUUUGGGACUUUCCGGGGUUCGGAACGCACAAUUAUCCUGAAGACAAAUAUAUAAGGACCGUGAAGAAGCAAAAGUGUGACUUUUAUCUCUUACUGUCAAGGAGCCGUCCUUCUGGUUAUGAGAGGAAAAUUCAUAAUUACCUGGCAAAACAGGGCAAAAUAUAUUUCUACGUUAGAACGGGUAUUGACAGAGACAUAGUAAAUAGCAGGAGAGAUCAUCCACACAUGUCUGAGGAGGAGAUCAAACAGAGUAUCUUGGAUGAAAUCAAGAAAAAUGUGUCCACUGAACCCGAAAUAUAUUUGAUAAAUGCCAAGAAAAACGAUGAGUAUGAUUUCCCAAAACUAGAUAAAGAGCUGGUUCCUUACAUACUAGAGGCAAACGAGACGAAAAUAAGAUUUAAGACUAUAGGGGACACAACGUCGUCAUGCUCAAUACUGUGA
This is a messenger RNA of Liolophura sinensis, 669 nucleotides long. Its product is annotated as T-cell-specific guanine nucleotide triphosphate-binding protein 2-like. The record is from RefSeq and is a predicted model, not a curated record. Gene Ontology annotation, cellular component: membrane. Lineage: Eukaryota; Metazoa; Mollusca; Polyplacophora; Chitonida; Chitonidae. Gene Ontology annotation, molecular function: GTP binding. The transcript has a single exon. Bases 1 to 669 code for a protein of 222 amino acids.